CAGAGAGGGAGGCUGCACACAAAUCUCUCACACACACACACACGGUCGUUCCUUCUGAGACCAAACACACACACUCGCUCACACACAGACACACACUCUGGAUCUCUUUCACUCAUAUAGUUUUAUUAUACACUUUUGAUUUGGAUUUUGCAUGUACAUUUUGAAUUGGUUUUCUUUUUUGCAUGUUUUCAUACAAUUAGUACAAUACACACAUUUGCCAAUAUGUGCCUUGUUCCAGUUGUCAUGCUGUUGGCUUUUCUGGGUUCCAGUUCCUGCAACCAGUUUCAGGCCAACCUAAACAUGGGGGGAGUCACGGGAUGGGUGCGGUUUGACUCCACUAAUCAGACGGCGACCGUAAACGUCACUGGUACCGGAACCUGUGAUUCGUCGCUCAACUUCUCCCUGAGUGUGUUCCCUGUGAUGUUCGGCCAUUUUGCUCAGCCUUGCCUUGAAGCCAACGUAGGAGCGAGCAUCUUCACGUUCACCAUUGAUCCAUUCUCAUCCAACACCACUGUUAAUAUGUCCAGUCUAUUUAAGCAGAGGUCAAAUCUGGAUGACCUUUCGUUGACCUUGGAGACGUGCAACGGCACCAAGGCUUGUACAGUCAUAAGCGGUCAAACCACAGUUCAGACGUGGCAGGCCAGGUUCUUCAGCUCGGUCGCCGGUGACAUUUACAUCAGGCAGAACGUCAGACAGACCCACGCCAGGGUACUCACAAACUUGGCAACGAUUGGUCAGGUCGGUGCUACGGCAACCAACAUCACCAUUUUGACAUCGCAGAGUUCUGCUAGAGACUGUAAGGCUCUUCUGGAUAGUCUGGAACCUUCAUCUCUCAUCCAGCUUGGGGAACUGAAAGUAGGCAGCCCUCUUACACCCGUCAAGUCUCGUUUGGACCUCGCUAGCUUCAGCUCCAACACCCGCUUCGCUCUCCUCAAACUGGGGUCUUCGAGUUAUAUGUGCACCGAGAUCAGAACAAUGGACAGGAAGGAGGUGAGCGCCCUGGUGAACAUGAGAGAGGUCAAGGGUUACUUCCUCUUCAGGCAGGACUCGCCGUUCGAAGUCACAAAACUGAGAGUGAAUCUGACCAAUCUGGGGAGCCGGGUCGGACCCUAUCACAUCCACCACUUCCCCACACCUCCUAUGAGGUCACCUCCGCAGACGACCUGCUCCAACGGCAACGUUGGAGGCCAUUGGAACCCGUUCGGGAUGGACACUAAAGAUCCCACCUACCCCUCUGGACCUGGGUCGACCCAUGACCGGUAUGAAGUAGGGGACCUCAGCGCCAGGCAUGGGUCACUAGAGGGUAAAUCUGUGAUGGAUGCAGUUUUCACAGAUUUCAACCUCCCUCUGUUCGGACAGAACAGCAUCGUGGGUCGGUCUGUGGUAAUCCACCGUCCGGAUGGAACUAGGUUCCUGUGCGCCUACAUAGGCUACCCAGGAGAGGUGCAUGUAGCCAGGGCUACAUUCCGUCACCCUGUGGUGGGUAUGAUCCAGUUCGUCCAACUCAAGAGCAACCCGUUGUCUGAUGUCACAGUCUUCAUGGAUCUGUCCUAUGGGAGACCCUCCGAGACCGCUACGCGUAACCACCACUGGCACAUCCACAUGUAUCCUAUCAGCUCGGAGACAGACGCGGACAAGGGGAGGUGUGGGACCACGGGGGACCACUGGAACCCCUUCAACGUGGACACAAGGGAUUUGAGCUACGCCCUCCACUGCGGUCCCUCCAGCCCCUUUUCCUGUGAGGUGGGAGACCUCUCCAGAAAGCACAGCACCCUCGACCUGGGGACCCGAGUGGGUCGGGCGUCGGCCAAACACUUCUUCACGGAUACCACUUCCUGGUUGUCACUUCCCGCCAGGUCGGGCUCCAUGAUUGGUCGAUCGGUGGUGAUUCACAGUGCGGAGGGCGCCGCCCCCAGGAUAGCCUGUGCUAACCUCACUGAGGUCCGGAUGCCCGCGGCGGUCUUGGGGCCCUGGCAUGGACCAGGGGCCUCCAGGGGCCAGAUCCGGUUCUCCCAGGCUUUCCCUCAGGGCCCAACCAUGAUGGACGUCUCCCUGGCUGGACUCAGCUCCAGGGCUGGGGGCUACCACGUCCACAUGCUGCCUAUCAGUGCCACAGGAGAGCCCUGCUCGGACAACAACGUCAUGGACCACUUCAACCCCUUCUCCUGGAACGUGUCUGCUUCUCCUGCUCCGGGGUCAGGGACUGUGGAUGAAUAUGAGACUGGGGACAUCAGCGGGAAGUUCGGGAUGCUGACGGAUCAGAACCAGACACAGACUCGGUAUUUGGACGGGAAUAUACCGAUGACAGGGCCGAACAGUAUAGUGGGGAGGUCAUUGGUGGUUCACUACACUAACGGAUCCAGGAUGCGGUGUGCUGACGUCUUAGCUGAGAAUGCAACAGAUGGACACUGGGUGUUUGCCAAGGCUGUCUUCAAAAGCACGGUGACAGGGACAGUCACACUGUCCCAGCAGACUUUUCUGGAUGGCAGCUACAGUGACAUCACUCUGGAGGUGGACGUGCGGUCAUCACAGGUGCUAGACGUAACAGAGGUUUCCUGGAUCAUCACUGGUAAAGGCUCUGAGGUGAACGACAACCAGUGUACCAGUGUUGGGGACACGUUUAACCCCUUCAACAUGGAAGCUGGGAACUCCACUUGUUCCCGUGACAACACUCUGAGUUGUGAGGUGGGAGACCUGACGAACAGACAGGGGACAGUCAGCCUGACACACAGGCAGCUGUACACCGACACCAGCAUACAACUGGCUGGGGACUACACAGUGGUCCACAGGUCCCUGGUCCUGAGGAGUGGCAGCGAUGUCUUCGCGUGUGCCGUCAUUCUUCCAGAAUCCCCCUGGGCAGAGCAGACCUUCCCCAACGUCAUGUCUUUCAGCAGAUAUGACUUCCGCAAUAGGGUGGCAGAGGUCCUAGAGGUGAACAUGUCCAGGGUCACCAUCCUUCCAGGGUCUCCUCUGGCCACAGUGGACGGACCAUGCCAGAAAGUCAGCUUCCUUGUCUCAGGGGAGGUGAGUACGGACAAGAUGAACUCUAUCAAAGACAGUGAGAAGAUGGGCAUCUUCAAGCAGACAGAAGGUUGCUCAAGAAGUUCUGGACAACUGCUGGAGCCUGGGAGAUAUCUGGUGAUGUUGACGAUAGCUGCAGCCUACUUCCUACACUCUCUGAUCCAGCAGUAGUUUAUACUGUAGAUCUAGGUUUCCAUCCCAAAUGGCACCCUAUUCCCCAUAUAGUGCACUACUUCUGACCAGAGACUUU
Salmo salar (Atlantic salmon) is the source of this 3271-nucleotide messenger RNA. Lineage: Eukaryota; Metazoa; Chordata; Actinopteri; Salmoniformes; Salmonidae. The record is from RefSeq and is a predicted model, not a curated record.